AUGAUAAACCCAUUUGACGAGGGACAUGGACAUAAGGAGCAGGAGCAUCCAAUAAAGCUUCCAUACGCCGCUUACACACGCAGCUCAAGUCCAACAAAAAGAUAUCAACCAUUGGAUUAUGACAGUGAGGACGACAGUGAGCAAGAUUUCAACGUGUUUCCAGCGUCUGAUAUUAAACAACAGCAACAUGGUGUCAAGCAAUCACCAAACAUAUUUGCAAAAAGCACAGGGAAAUCCAACCAUCAAGCAAUAAAACCCAAGUCGCCAUUUGUCGGUAAUGCACCAAGGAUGGAGUUCAACCCCAACAUUGAUCUUGAAACCACACCCAGAGCACACUUCACCUCACGCGAAUCUCCAAAAAGACAACGGAAUACAGAAAUAGUGUUUGACGAGGAUGAAGAAGCAAAUAACGGCUCUCCAUUGAGAUCCUCGUUUCAAGGAAGCUCGAUAAGCAGUCAAAGAUACUUGGACCCGCCACAGCCGAUAUUCUCGCCAGGUACCCUUCAUGAAGCCGGCCAUUACUCGGAUGAUCAAAGUACGUACUAUGAGAAUGACAAGUAUAAUGAAAAGGAAGAGACUAGAGAAGAGGCAAGAUCUAUGUAUUCAGAAUCGACAGCGUACACUGGAUACUCACACUUGUCUGAUCCCAACGACGAAGCUCAGUACUUUACCGAGUCAAUAGAUGGUAACCUCAUGCAAAACAUUGAUGCAGCUUACGAUCCACAUAAAGAGAAAACCAUCACGCGCCGGAAAGUAAGACUAGUUGGUGGUAAGAAAGGGAACUUGGUGUUGGAGAACCCAAUACCGGGAGAGUUACGCAAGGUGUUGACCCGGACGGAGUCCCCCUUUGGAGAGUUUACCAAUAUGACCUAUACUGCUUGUACUUCGGAUCCAGAUACUUUUAUUGAGGAAGGGUUCACUUUGAGAGCAGCAAAAUUCGGGAGAGAAACCGAGAUCCUUGUUUGUAUUACAAUGUACAAUGAGGAUGAAUUUGCAUUUGCUAGAACUAUGCACGGGGUCAUGAAAAAUGUUGCUCAUUUGUGUUCAAGGCGUAAGUCUAAAGUUUGGGGAAAAGAUAGUUGGAAAAAGAUUCAGGUGGUGAUUGUUGCCGAUGGUAGAAAUAAAGUCAAUGAGUCUGUUCUACAAUUGCUCACUGCCACCGGAUGUUACCAAGAUAAUCUAACAAGGCCCUAUGUGAACAACAAGCAAGUGAAGGCCCAUUUAUUUGAAUACACCACGCAGAUAUCCAUUGAUGAGGAGUUGAAAUUCAAGGGGGACGAGAAAAACUUGACUCCCGUUCAAGUUUUGUUCUGUUUAAAAGAACAAAACCAAAAAAAGAUCAACUCCCACAGAUGGCUCUUCAAUGCCUUUUGUCCUGUAUUGGACCCCAAUGUUGUUGUUCUUCUUGAUGUCGGGACUAAGCCGGAUAAUCACGCGGUAUACAAUUUGUGGAAAGCAUUUGACAAGGACUCAAAUGUUGCCGGUGCUGCAGGAGAAAUUAAAGCCAUGAAGGGGAAAGGAUGGAGAAAUUUAAUCAACCCAUUGGUUGCUUCUCAAAACUUUGAGUACAAAUUAUCAAAUAUCCUUGAUAAGCCAUUGGAGUCAUUAUUUGGGUACAUAUCCGUCCUUCCUGGAGCUUUAUCAGCUUAUCGGUAUAUUGCACUAAAAAACCACGAAGAUGGUACGGGGCCGUUGGCGUCCUACUUCAAAGGCGAAGACUUACUAAGAUCACAUGAAAAGGAUAAGGAAAACACCAAAACCAAUUUCUUUGAAGCCAACAUGUACUUGGCCGAGGACAGAAUCUUGUGUUGGGAGCUUGUGUCAAAAAGAGGUGAUAAUUGGGUUCUAAAAUUUGUCAAGCUGGCCACCGGGGAGACAGAUGUUCCAGAAACAAUAUCUGAGUUUCUUGCACAAAGAAGAAGGUGGAUCAAUGGUGCUUUUUUUGCAGCUUUAUACUCAUUAUACCAUGGGAGAAAAGUGUGGCACACAGACCACUCUUUUGCAAGAAAGUUUUGGCUUAAUGUUGAAUUCAUGUAUCAAACUGUCAACUUGGUUUUCUCCUUUUUUUCAUUGAGCAACUUUUACUUGACGUAUUACUUUCUUACUGGUUCACUUGUGUCGUACAAGCACUUGGGUCAUAAUGGAGGUUUCUGGAUAUUCACAUUGUUCAAUUAUCUAUGUAUCUGUGUGUUGGUUUCGCUAUUCAUUGCUUCCAUUGGUAACCGACCACACGCAUCAAAAAACAUAUUUAAAACACUAAUAAUCUUGCUAACAGUAUGUUCCUUGUACGCUUUGAUUGUGGGUUUGGUGUUCGUUGUCAACACAAUACAACAAUUCGGCCUGGGAGCUACGUCAUCCUACGUUUUGAUCAGCAUUGUGGUCUCCCUUCUUUCUACUUAUGGACUUUACACAAUCAUGUCGAUACUAUACUUGGACCCAUGGCACAUGUUGACUUGUUCGGUACAAUAUUUCUUAUUGGUUCCAGCUUACACAUGCACAUUGCAAAUAUUUGCAUUCUGCAACACCCACGACGUGUCCUGGGGAACAAAGGGAGAUAACAACCCACAAGAGGACAAAACCAACCAAUACAUCAUUGAGCAAAACGACCAGGGUGAGUACGAAGCGGUUGUGCUGGAUGUUAAUGUUGAUGAAGUGUACCUUGAGACAUUGUACAACAUCAGAGCAAACAGAUCAAGCAAGAAGGUUAACAAGAAAAAGACCACCAAACAUGUAUUAGAUGGAGACGACUAUGCUAAGGAUGUGCGAACAAAAGUGGUACUUUUCUGGAUGUUGGCCAAUUUAGUUUUCAUCAUGACAAUGGUUCAAGUCUACGAACCAGGAGACACCGCGCGCAACAUUUACCUUGCGUUCAUUUUAUGGACAGUGGCUGUUUUAGCCCUCUUCAGAGCUGUUGGCUCUUGUGGCUACUUGCUCCAUGACUACACUAGGAGCUUGGUUGAAAUGUCAAGCAAAUGGAAAAAUAGAAGAGCAGGAUACAAUCAGACAAAUAACAACCCUUUGAAUUAG
Lodderomyces theae is the source of this 3027-nucleotide messenger RNA. RefSeq names its product chitin synthase (gene CHS1). Gene Ontology annotation, cellular component: cell septum; cell periphery. Gene Ontology annotation, molecular function: chitin synthase activity. The record is from RefSeq and is a predicted model, not a curated record. The coding region runs from base 1 to 3027 and encodes 1008 amino acids. Lineage: Eukaryota; Fungi; Ascomycota; Pichiomycetes; Serinales; Debaryomycetaceae. The transcript has a single exon.